AUGGACCCGCCGAAUCUGAUGCACAGGGCCUCUGAAAAGUGCCGGAGGGGCCUGAGACGAACGUUUUCGAGCGGCAAGACACGGCCAGAAGCCAACGGCCACGGCCACGGCCACGGCGGUGAUAAGUCGGGUGUAAGUGGACGCUGGAGAGCGAGCUGGUCCUCGUUUUCGACAGCCUUCCUCUCCGCGGGAAGGGCCAGUAAGGAGUACAAAUCCACGGCCGUCGAGGACGUCAUCCCGGAAUGCGUUCCCACCGUCGCCCAUUUCCCCUUCUCACAGCUCCCUCCCGAGAUACGCCAUCAGAUUUAUCAGGAAUACUGGGUCGUCUCCGGGGUCUCGAGACACGCGUUCCUGCACAAUGGCAAGCUCGUGCACUCGCCCUGUAUCACGGACCACGAGGCACCGGACGAGAGGCAGGCCGGCGUCGCCAGGGCCUUUGCGGCGUCGGGCAGCAAGGCCGAGGUGCAGUCACAUCCCCUGUGGGCCAAGAGGAUGGCUUCGAAGUGGUGCAAUCACUGGAGGUGCGAGGAGCUGUGGCAGGACAUACAGGACGGCAAAGAUUUUGACGCCCACAAGACGCUGUCUUACAGGUCUCUUCUGCUGUCUUGUAGAUGGAUGGAAUGCCACCCGUCACUCAAGGAGCACCAGUCCAUCACGGUCACGGACGGCCAGACCCUCCAUCGCGUGCUCUACUUCCCGCGGGCCAGCUACCUCGACCAGGCCACCGCCCUCAACAUCUCCCUGCGCGAGGACAGCGGCAACUACCUCUACCUCAACGCCACCAGCAUGUGGUUCGUGCUCCUGGACGACGACUUCGCCGCCGCCCGCGUCUACCUCUGGCUCGACGCCGAGUGUCCUCUCACCCGCCGCCUGCUGACCGAGUUCCGCAAGAUCCUCGGCAACGUGCCCGACGCUCUCGCCCCGCGCCUGACCAUCGACUUCCCCUGCGACGCCCACGACGGCUUCUGGGCCUGGGACGAGGUCGAGGUCGACACCUGGGACGUCUGCGCCCGCAGCGGCGGGAGGAAGACGGAGCCGCCGCUGGAGCCCAAGUUCAACGUCGUCGCGAGGGGCAGGCAGAGGUUCAACGAGACCGCGGGGGGGUACGUGAGCAGCGCGGACGCGGGGCGGCCGAGGCGGAGGGUCUUGAAGGACAGCAAUCCGUUCGAAGACAUUCUUCUGUACGGGCGGGGGUUUCUUGACAAAGAGUACGUGUAG
Molecule: messenger RNA, 1218 nt
Organism: Colletotrichum higginsianum IMI 349063
Lineage: Eukaryota; Fungi; Ascomycota; Sordariomycetes; Glomerellales; Glomerellaceae
Exons: 2
Coding region: 1-1218 (405 amino acids)
Source: RefSeq, a predicted model, not a curated record